This is a messenger RNA of Humulus lupulus (European hop), 1993 nucleotides long. Its product is annotated as anthocyanidin 3-O-glucosyltransferase 2-like. Gene Ontology annotation, molecular function: UDP-glycosyltransferase activity. The record is from RefSeq and is a predicted model, not a curated record. The transcript has a single exon. Bases 266 to 1732 code for a protein of 488 amino acids. Lineage: Eukaryota; Viridiplantae; Streptophyta; Magnoliopsida; Rosales; Cannabaceae.
AUAUCCUGGAAAUCUGUCGUGAUACUGAUAUGUAUCAUUUUUUUUAAUCUUAUUCUUAUAAGAUAACAACAAACACUGCUAUUAGUUUUAGUAUUAUUGGAGCUUGUGGAGUAAAAAGUCCUUUUAUUUUAUAUUAAUAGCGUCAGCCAGCAAUGGCACAAGAGAUGUUAUUGCCCUCCAUUCUAAUGUGUGUAUAUAUAACACUCAUGGCCGUUUACGAGGCUACUGUCAACACACCUUCUCUGACAGAAAAAAAAAACUAAGGAUGAAAUUAGCAGAACUGGUUUUCAUCCCUUACCCGGGGAUUAGCCAUCUCCAAUCAACGGUGAAGAUCGCCAAGCUCCUGGUAGAUCGGGACGAUCGUCUCUUCAUUACAGUUCUUGUCAUCAAAUUACAAGCUCUCACCAGUUUAAAUGCUCAAACAGAUGACGUAGUCGUUUCCACCGGCUCGGAACGAAUCAAGUUCAUCGAACUUCCGCCUUACAACGAAGGUCACCCGGGUAAGUUCAGGAGUGUUUUGCUCGAAAGAAGGAAAUCCCAUGUCAGGGACAUCGUUGCUGAACUCGUCCGGUCCCGAGCCAGUCGUGCAGACUCACCCCACCUUGCCGGACUCGUCAUCGACAUGUUCUGCGUAACCAUGAUUGACGUGGCCAACGAGUUUGGAAUCCCCACGUACGUGUUCUACACGUCCGGCGCUGGUUUCCUCGGCCUCAUGUUCCAUCUCCAACAUCUUCACGACCAAAAUAACGUCAACCCGACUGAGUUGCAGAACGAUCCCGAUGCUGAGUUGGUCGUCCCGUGUUUUGUUGAUCCGGUUCCCACCAGCUCCUUGCCGUACGCAGCCGUGGCGGAGGGCUGGUCUUCGUUGUUCAUCCAAUACACUAGGAGGAUGAGAGAGAUCAAGGGUAUUAUCGUAAAUUCAUUCGUAGAUCUGGAAUCAUUCGUGGUCAGUUCUAUGCUACACAGUCGACUGCCAUCUUUGUAUCUCGUGGGACCCGUACUAAGCUUGAAAGAUGAUCCUGAUCGUUGCAAAGCCUCGUCCGGUGAGUCUGACACGGACAAUAUCAUGAAGUGGCUCAAUGAUCAGCUCCCUUUAUCGGUAGUAUCCCUAUGUUUCGGGACCAUGGGGUUCUUCCGUGUGGAUCAGUUGAACGAGAUCGCCUGUGCACUAGAGCAGUGUGAACAUCGAUUCUUGUGGUCCGUACGGAAGCCUCCACCCACAGACAAGUCCGUGAUUUACUCAAUGCCAAGUGAUUACUCAGAUCUAAUGGAUGCUCUGCCCGAAGGGUUUCUUGAUCGUACGGCCAAGAGAGGAAGAGUCAUAGGGUGGGCUCCACAGGUUGACAUCAUGGCCCACCAAGCGAUUGGUGGGUUUGUCUCCCACUGCGGUUGGAAUUCGAUACUAGAGAGUAUUUGGUUUGGUGUACCCAUCGCCACGUGGCCGAUUUAUGCGGAGCAACAUUUGAAUGCGUUUCAGAUGGUCAAGGAAUUGGGAGUAGCGGAGGCGAUUUCGUUGGAUUUUAAGAGUGGAUUUUAUAUUGAGAGCGAAAGAUCUGUUUUAGAAGCCCGAGAGAUCGAGGGAGGGAUCAGGAGGUUGAUGGAGCAUGGUAAUGGAAUAAGGUCGAGGGCAAGAGAAAUGAGUAAGAGGAGUAGAGAAGCAGUGAUGGAAGGCGGAUCUUCUUACUCUUCUUUGGGCCGUCUCAUUAAUGAUGUCAUGGACAAUAUACCUUGAUUGAUGUCAAAACUAGUUGUACCUGUAUGUCCUUUUUCUUUUGGUUCUAAUGAACUAAUUAGUUUGGAAUCAUUUUCACGUGCUGCUAUUUGUCAUCUUAUGUAGUCCCAUACAACAUUACAUGACAUUUAGGAAUUAGUUAAGGAUCCUCAAUAUGGAUUAUUAAAUUAAAUAAGGUUUCGUGUAUUGUGCUGGUUUGGCAUUUCUUUAAUAAUAAUAAUAAUAAUAAUAGUAAGAAUAAUGAUAGGUGCACACUCAUUU